Haemonchus placei is the source of this 402-nucleotide messenger RNA. NCBI's taxonomy places the organism in Eukaryota, Metazoa, Nematoda, Chromadorea, Rhabditida, Trichostrongylidae. The record is from the annotation of a GenBank genome assembly.
AUGGCUGGGGGCAUCCGCUAUUCUGCUGGUAUGCCGCCCAAACCGUCUGCAAAGGGAGCCAAGAAGGCUGCCAAAAGCCAGAAAGCCAGCCGCAGCAGUGACAAGAAGAAGAAGCAUCGCCGAAAGGAGAGUUAUUCUGUCUACAUCUACCGUGUUCUGAAGCAAGUCCAUCCCGAUACUGGCGUUUCAUCCAAGGCUAUGUCUAUUAUGAAUUCAUUCGUCAACGAUGUAUUCGAACGUAUUGCUGCUGAAGCUAGCCGUCUCGCCCAGUAUAACAAACGAUCUACAAUCUCAUCACGUGAAAUUCAAACUGCUGUUCGUCUUAUUUUGCCGGGUGAACUGGCAAAACAUGCUGUUUCCGAGGGAACGAAAGCUGUUACCAAGUACACAUCAAGCAAGUGA